Molecule: messenger RNA, 2310 nt
Organism: Parathielavia appendiculata
Lineage: Eukaryota; Fungi; Ascomycota; Sordariomycetes; Sordariales; Chaetomiaceae
Product: DUF1900-domain-containing protein
Exons: 7
Coding region: 138-2009 (623 amino acids)
Biological process (GO): actin filament organization
Molecular function (GO): actin filament binding
Source: RefSeq, a predicted model, not a curated record
CUUCUCCCCAACUUUGUUGAACUUGUCUCGGCCCCUGAUAAACUUUGUUGGAGCUACAAACUGGUAGUUGUCGUCGCCGAAUAUUCUCUACAGUAACCGCACGCUCUGGAUUCUCGUGUGCAUUGCUGUCCGAUCCAAUGGCCGGCCGAUUCGUGCGCGCGUCGAAAUACCGACACGUCUUUGGCAAGCCCACCAAAAAGGAGUUCUGCUAUGACAACCUUCACAUCAGCCGGAAUGCCUGGGACACCAACCUGGUGAAGGUCAAUCCCGAGUACCUCUCCGUCAACUGGGAGUCGAGCGGCGGCGGUGCAUUUGCCGUCAUCCCCCUGAACGAGCGCGGCAAGCUGCCCGAUCAAAUACCGCUGUUCCGAGGCCACACUGCUGCUGUGCUGGACACCGACUGGAAUCCUCAUAACGACCGCAUCAUUGCUUCGGCGUCCGACGAUGCCAAGGUCUUCAUCUGGGAGGUGCCACAGGGCUUCACGCUGUACACCGAUGCUGAGGAGGUUCCUGAUGUGUCGCCAAUCAGCAAACUGUCUGGUCACUCGAGAAAGGUCGGACAUGUACUCUUCAACCCCGCUGCCGAGCAUAUCCUCGCUUCCUCCUCCGGCGACUUGAGCAUCAAGCUGUGGGAUAUUAGCACUGGCCAGGCCCCGAUCACUCUUAAGCACCCCGACAUGGUGCAGAGUCUGUCGUGGAGCGCCAAUGGCUCGAUGCUGGUGACCACUUCUCGGGACAAGAAGCUGCGUGUGUGGGAUGUGCGCCAGGAGAAGCCGGUUCACGAGUAUGCAGGCCAUGAAGGCGCCAAGAACAGCCGCGCGGUGUGGAUGGGCGAGCACAACCGCAUUGCCACGACCGGUUUCUCGAGGAUGAGCGAGCGGCAAAUCGGCUUGUGGGAGCCCGGCCGGAAAGACCCCAUCGGCGGCUUCACCUCGCUCGACUCCAUCUCGGGCGUCUGCAUGCCCUUCUGGGACGACGGAUCCAAUUGUCUCUAUCUUGCUGGAAAAGGCGACGGCAACAUUCGCUACUUCGAGUACGAGAACGACAAGUUCGAGUUCUUGUCUGAAUACAAGUCAGCCGAUCCUCAACGCGGUGUCGCUUUUGUGCCGCGCCGUGGCGUCGACGUCCGCGAGAACGAGGUGAUGCGGGCAUACAAGACCGUCAACGACACCUACAUCGAACCCAUCUCGUUUACCGUCCCCCGCCGCGCGGAGACGUUCCAAUCCGACAUUUUCCCUCCCGCCGUCGGCCUCAAGCCCGCCAUGUCCGCCAAGGAAUGGUUCGACGGCAAGACCGCGGUGCCACCCAAGAUCGACCUCGAGAGCGUAUACGAGGGCAACGCGCCUGUUGAGGUGCCUGCGGACUACAAGCCUCCCGCGGCUGCGUCCGCUCCCGUCCCUGCGCCGGCGCCCGCCCCCAAGAAGGAGCCCGAGCCAGCUCCUGCCCCUGUUCGUGCUCCAGCCACGAUGGCCGACCAGAAGACCUCCAUAUCGGCCAUGGCGAACAAGUUCAAAGACAACGAGGAGGAAGAAGCGGAUGACGACGCCGAGACAUCGAACUUCGAGGAAAAUUCGCGGCCCGGGACGCGUACUAGUAGCCUCCCAGUCCGGUCUCCCGCCAAGCCGCAGCCCGUCUCGACAACGACGACUGCACCCGCUCCCCAGGCGAAGCCCGCAUCGCCCGUCAAGUCCCCGCAAGCCUUCCCUCCGCCGCCUGCUUCCUCCUCCGCCUCCCCCGCUGCCGUCGCUGCCCCUGCGGCUGCGCCAUCAGCCAGCCCGGCCGUUGAGGCGUCGCUGGAGCAGAUUAAGCAGCUCCUCGUGCAGCAGGCCACGCUCAUCGGCGCCCAGAACGAGAAGAUUCUUGCCCAGACCCAGAUGAUCACGCGCCUGACGGCCGAGGUCGAGACGCUUAAGAAGAGGGUGGUGGACGCGGGCGUGGGCGGCACCCAGGUGGACCAGAGCGAGCGAAUCCGGCAGCUGGAGCUGGAGCUGGAGGCUGCCAGGUCUUGACGUAGAGGUGGAUGGAUGGGAUGGGAUGGGUUAAGUGGGGGGGAGGGCGCAGUAAGGCUGGAGAGGAUGGUAAUGGUGGGGAGUGAGGGGUUUAGUGUCUAGAUGGAUUCCGGCUGGGGCAAGAUGAUGGAUGUUUUAUGAGCAUUGACUGGGUGUCUUGGGCGGCUCGUUGGAGUAUUUCCUUGCAUUGUUCAUGAUGGGAGGCACUACUUGGUCGGAAAAUUCGCGUUGGCUUCUUUCCUGGAGAGGUAGCCUAACAAAUACCCGAAUUCGUACAGUUGAAAUUCUCGCAACCAGAGAG